AAUAAACAGCUUCAAUCAAAUAUUAAUAAUAUGUUAGCUCAGAUGAUACAAACUAAUAACCAAACUAGCAAUGAAACUAGUACUACAGAACUAAGCAGUAGCUCUAUACUAGCAAAAUAUAAAAUAUCAUUACAACAGCUACAAAAACUAGCUAACUCAGCAUUCACUAACAAACAAGUAAAAAGAGACUGA
Scutellospora calospora is the source of this 192-nucleotide messenger RNA. NCBI's taxonomy places the organism in Eukaryota, Fungi, Glomeromycota, Glomeromycetes, Diversisporales, Gigasporaceae. The record is from the annotation of a GenBank genome assembly.